Molecule: messenger RNA, 1101 nt
Organism: Capsella rubella
Lineage: Eukaryota; Viridiplantae; Streptophyta; Magnoliopsida; Brassicales; Brassicaceae
Product: putative F-box/LRR-repeat protein 19
Exons: 3
Coding region: 1-942 (313 amino acids)
Molecular function (GO): protein binding
Source: RefSeq, a predicted model, not a curated record
AUGGGUCAUGGGCCGGGCCUGAUUAUACCUAUAAAUACUACAAGUCAAACUGAAAGAACUCUAUUUGUGCAAAGCUUUAGAUUUCAUGGAAGUCAACAACGACAUAGCAAAUUAAAAAUGGGAUCAGAACUCAACCCAGAUUGGACUGAGUUGACUUGGGAAUGUCUCAUCAACAUAUUCUCACGGUUGAGCAUGGAACAAAGGUGGGGUGGACCUAUGUUGGUUUGCAAGACGUGGAUGAACGUGUGCAAUGAUCCGUUGCUUAACUCGGUCUUCGAUCUCGAGACUGGGUUUCUAUCUUCCAUCGAAACGUGGAACUGGUGGACUUCCGAAUUUGCGGAAAAAGUGGACUCAACGCUCAUGUCUGUUGUUGAACGAAGCAAGGGUGGUCUCAAAGAGAUUCGAGUGAGGCAUUGCACAAAUGAAUCUCUCUUUUAUGUGGCUGAUAGAUGCCCUAAUCUUGAAGUACUUUCGGUUAAGCACUGCCCAAAUGUUACAGCUGAACCAAUGAAGAUGAUUGCCUUAAAGUGCCCUAAGAUCAUGGAACUUGAUUUAAGCUGCACUUAUGCAAUAAGUCAUGAGUGUAUGGUAAUGUUUGGUGAGAAUUGCAAGAAUCUUCAGGUUAUGAAACGAAACAAUGUGCCUUUAUCCGAGGUCUGGAUGUUUGAGUCUUAUGAAAACUACAUGGCGAAUCAACCUAUCUUUACUCUAGUGAACAUUGAUGCUCAUGCGAUUGGGUUUUACAUGCCUCAGCUUAAGCACCUGGAGGUUCGAUACUUAAAAAUGAGUGAUAAUGCUCUUGCUUGUAUUUGUAAAAACUGUAAGAAAUUAGAGUAUCUGGACUUGUUCGGGUGUCCAAACUUGACGAUGAGCGGUGUGAUUAACAGUACCUCGACUUUGAAGAACUUGAAGGAGCUCAAGAUGCCGGAUUUUACAGGUUAAUUAUUUUCGUUAAUUUCCUAUGGUUUUGUGUUAAUGCUAUUUUUUCUUCUUAGUUGAACAUGUCAGUUAAACUCUUCUUUUGAGGUUUCCUUUACUUUUUCUUUUAGUUGGACAAUAAAUAACUAUUUUCAUUUGUAAUAAGAUGAUUGGAUUAUAUUA